Molecule: messenger RNA, 210 nt
Organism: Aspergillus steynii IBT 23096
Lineage: Eukaryota; Fungi; Ascomycota; Eurotiomycetes; Eurotiales; Aspergillaceae
Exons: 1
Source: RefSeq, a predicted model, not a curated record
AGACGUCGGCGGGGGUCCUGGGAAGGUUAUCUUUUCUUCUUGACAGCCUAUCACCCUGAAAUCGGUUUGUCCGGAGCUAGGGUUCCAUGGCUGGCAGAGCCCUGCACCUUUGCAGGGUCCGGUGCGCCCCCGACGACCCUUGAAAAUCCGCGGGAAGGAAUAGUUUUCACGCCAGGUCGUACUCAUAACCGCAGCAGGUCUCCAAGGUGA